AUGCCCGCCGAGGAAUCCAAGCCGGUCGACCCGGCCGUCAACGAAGUCGACGCCGACAUCAAGGGCAAGCAGGCCGCGGCUGAAUCCGACGCCGAGGAGGAAGAUGACGAGCCCGCGGCCGGUGACGCCUCUGUGGCCGGCGCUGCUCCGGCCAAGAAGAAGAAGAAGUCCAAGCGGAAGAAGGUCAAGGAGGUGCUGACUGGGAAGUCGGGCGACGCCGAGGCGGACCUGAAAAGGGCCAUUGGCGGGCUCACGCCGCAGCAGCUCCAGGAGCUCAUGGCGCUCAACCCAGCUCUGGCGGGCGAGCUGGCGCAGGCCUCGGGCAGCGCAAAUCCUUCGCCGGACCAGAUCGCCGAGCUGCUCAAGAAGAUGAACCUGCAGGACAUCAUGACGGGCCUCGCGGCGGCGGGCAAGAACGUCAAGGACAUGGCCUCGUACAAGUUCUGGCAGACGCAGCCGGUGCCCAAGUUUGGCGAGGACGAGAAGACGGUUGAGGAGGGGCCCCUGAAGAUCCAGACGGUCGACGAGAUCUCCAAGGAGCCGGCGCCUUUGGUGGCUGGGUUCGAGUGGGUAGAGAUGGAUCUGACGAAUGACGAGGAGAUCAAGGAGAUUUACGAGCUGCUCAACGGACACUACGUUGAGGACGACGAAGCCAUGUUUCGAUUCAACUACGGACCUGGCAUCCUGAAAUGGGCCAUGAUGCCGCCUGGCUGGGCCAAGCACUACCACGUCGGCGUCCGCGCCACCCAGUCCCGCAAGCUCGUCGCCUUCAUCUCCGCCAUCCCCGUGCGCGUGCGAGUCCGCAACAAGGUCAUCACCUGCUCCGAAGUCAAUUUCCUCUGCGUCCACAAGAAGCUUCGAGGCAAGCGCCUGGCCCCCGUCCUCAUCAAGGAAAUCACCCGCAUCAGCAAUCUGCACGAGAUCUGGCAGGGUCUGUACACGGCCGGCAUCGUCCUCCCCAGGCCCGUCAGCACGUGCCGCUACUACCACCGCUCGCUCAACUGGCAGAAGCUGUACGAGUGCAACUUUGUCCACCUGCCCCAUGGGAGCAAGCCUCAGUACCAGAUCCGCAAGUAUGCCGUCCCGGACCAUACCUCCACCAAGGGUCUGCGUGAGAUGAAGCCCGCCGAUAUCGAAGCCGUUGUCAAGCUGAUGGAUCGGUACAUGAGCCGAUUCGACAUUGCCCCUGAGAUGUCCAAGGAGGAAGCAACCCAUUGGUUCUGCCCAACGGUUGAGGCCGGCCAAGACCAAUACAUCUGGUCCUAUGUCGUCGAGGUAAGAAAAAAAAAGAAGAAGAAAAAAGCACCUUGUGCCAUCAAAACUAGCCCAUCCCCUUUUACUAACGGUUCCUUUCUUCUUUCUUCACUGCAGGAUGACGAGAAAAACAUCACCGACUUCUUCUCCUUCUACUGCAUCGAGUCAUCCGCCAUCAACAACCCCAAACACGACGUCAUCCGCGUCGCCUACCUCUUCUACUACGCCACCGACUCGGCCCUCAAGGAGCCCUUCGACAAGGCCGCCCUCAAGUCCCGCCUCAACGACCUCGUCCACGACGCCCUCAUCCUCGCCAAGCAGGCCCGCUUCGACGUCUUCAACGCCCUGUCCCUCAUGGACAACGGCCUCUUCCUCGAGCAGCAGAAGUUUGGCGCCGGCGACGGACAGCUGCACUACUACCUCUUCAACUACAGGGCCAACCCCAUAGCCGGAGGCGUCGACAAGAAGAAUCAGCUGGACGAGAAUGCCCUUAGUGGCGUCGGAUUGGUCUUGCCCUAG
Trichoderma aggressivum f. europaeum is the source of this 1773-nucleotide messenger RNA. RefSeq lists its product as uncharacterized. Gene Ontology annotation, biological process: N-terminal peptidyl-glycine N-myristoylation. Bases 1 to 1773 code for a protein of 590 amino acids. Gene Ontology annotation, cellular component: cytoplasm. Lineage: Eukaryota; Fungi; Ascomycota; Sordariomycetes; Hypocreales; Hypocreaceae. Gene Ontology annotation, molecular function: glycylpeptide N-tetradecanoyltransferase activity. The transcript has 2 exons. The record is from RefSeq and is a predicted model, not a curated record.